Molecule: messenger RNA, 1182 nt
Organism: Anopheles marshallii
Lineage: Eukaryota; Metazoa; Arthropoda; Insecta; Diptera; Culicidae
Gene: Dpit47
Product: DNA polymerase interacting tetratricopeptide repeat-containing, protein of 47 kDa
Exons: 2
Coding region: 1-1182 (393 amino acids)
Molecular function (GO): Hsp90 protein binding
Source: RefSeq, a predicted model, not a curated record
AUGGCAGAAAAACAAACGAGAAAGGUCGUUUCGGAGCAGGAACGACUCGAAUUGGCGGCACAGUUGGAUAAAGAUCUGGAUGCCUUCAUCAGUUCUCUGGAGAAACGGCGUUACACAGAAGGAUGGCCCGAAGAUCGGUGGGAGGAAGAAAUGGCAAAGCAUCCAUUUUUCAUGCAAAAAUCUCCCGAACCGGGCGAAAAACUGAGUCCCUUGAUGGAAGGGCUGCAGCAGCUGAAGUACGAUCCGCUAGAAAACACCGAACAGGAGCUAGCCGACACGUACAAAGAGGAUGGAAAGUUCUACAUGCAGCACCGCAAGUUCCGGAUGGCCGUGCUAAGUUACACGGAGGCACUUCGAUACAAGGUUGGUGAUGCCGCUUACAAAGCGAUUCUGUACAAUAAUCGCAGUGCCGCGAACUACAUGCUGAAAAAUUUCCGCACUUCCCUGCAAGAUGCUCAGAAAGCGCUGGAAUUGAACCCAGACUACGAGAAGGCUCGAUGGCGAGCGGCCCAAUGUGCUUCCGCACUCGAUCGGUUCGAGCAGUGCGUUGAGCUCUGCGAUACAAUACUGCAGCGUGAUCCAACAAACAGUGCCGCGAUCGAUAUGCGAAAAGCUUGCCUCACGCGACAAGCUGCCCAAAAUCGUGACCUACGCAAGGAAGCACGGCAGGAGCGGGAAAAGCAACAGCAAUGGGAACGGCUCGUUGCCGAGUUACAGCAGCGGAUGGUAAAAUUCGAGGAACGAAAUGCGCUGGAAGAUGAGCGCAAGCUUAAACCGCGGUUGGCUCCGUUGGAAGAUUUUAUGGUGUCUUGCGAUGAAAAUGGUGUCCUUUCCUGGCCAGUAGUGUUCUGUUACCCAGAGUUUCAUACGACCGAUUUCCAACAGCAGCUUUCGGAAACCACAAAAAUGCACGAAGUACUGGAGCAACUGUUUGCAGAACCGCUCGAGUGUGAUAAAGCGGGAGUAUACCGCCAGGCAAGCAAAGUAAACGUGUACUAUGAAAACAGGAUACUUGGUUUUGCCUACAUGGUUGACAAGAACAAAACAAUCCGUGAGAUCGUAGCAGAACGAUCGUUCGUAGUGUUUCAGGGUACACUAACGUUUUACAUACUGGUGAAAGGAUCCAAACAGGAGGAAUCGUUCGUUACUCAAACAAGGAUACCUUUAAAAAUAAAUUAUUGA